Molecule: messenger RNA, 23616 nt
Organism: Porites evermanni
Lineage: Eukaryota; Metazoa; Cnidaria; Anthozoa; Scleractinia; Poritidae
Source: the annotation of a GenBank genome assembly
ACCUUCUUCUUAGACCUUUUUUCGUGUAUUUCAGGUAAAAUGUCAUUUAAGGAACAAUGCAUUUACUGGCACAACUACUUCCGCACUCUUCAUCAGGUAAAUUUACAUUGUCAAGUUUCAAGCUCCUCUUGAAUUCUAUAGAAUAAUAUAUACAGGAAUAUAAGAAAGGACCUUCUGAAGAAGCCUCCCACAGGGCUGUCACUAAGGGCCGGGGGGCGGGGAAUUUCCCCGGCUACUAAGAGCAUGACCCCAGGCUAUUUUCUGGAAAACAAAAGAAAAAUGAGACCAAAAGAACUCCCUGGCUGUUCACUUCCCUACCUACUAAUUGCAUAUACCCGGCAAUUUGAAAUCUUAGUGACAGCCCAGCUCCCACUCAGACGUUCCUAGGGGUUCCUUACGCUUCCCUGUGGGGAAGGGACGCGUGACGAACCCCUAAGAACAUCUGCGUGGGAGGCUUCGUCUGAAGUAGUCCCUAUGAUUUUAAAACUCUUGCUUCGUUAGCCAGGACUAACCACGAAGAAUUACUGUUCAAGUGUAAAGAAUUGGGUAAGGUUUGUAGUUGCUGAAAAUGAGUGACGUAACCCUUUAAAGUACAGUUAAACCCCUUUAAUGCGGACACUGAGACCCAGGGUGCUGUACAAAGCGCCCGUAUCAACGGGAUGUCCGUGUUAAGCGGGUUGAAUUUAGAGAAAAUGUAAGGGCUUUCUUUCACCAGAGACAAAGCAAACUGUCUGUAGUAAUAAGGCGUCCGUGUUAAGCUGGACCCAGUUGUUCGAAGACCGAUUAGCGCUUAACCAGAGGUUAAAUUUACCCGUGAUUUCUUAUUCUUGCGUUUAAAAGCAUUUUCUAGGAUAAUUUGCUCUAUCAUUUUUAGACUGCCUUCCAGUCAUGAACUUGUAGACACAAAGCACUGAAACUGAACUGUUUUUUGCGCUUUCAAAUCUUAAUUCAAAUCUCGCACUAACCCUGGGUUAACUUAACCCAGCUUCCAACAACUCGGCCCAGGUGUUUAUAAAGCGCGGUUUGACUAUACUCUAAGUUGUCACAGAUGAGAGGUUAGACGGCCGAUAUAUCAAGACUACUGCAUUAUAUGUGGGCAAUUUCAGAAGCUUAUGGGCUCGUUGAAAUGUCUUAAUGCCUUUAAUUUCGCGUUAGAGUGUGGAAGACAUAUUUACGUCACUACUUGGAAACAAAAAAAAUGCUUUUUCAUUUGCUUUAAAUCGCUUUAGAAUGUAAUAACAGCACUUAGUUUGAAUACCUAAUAAUGGGUCAGAGCUUUUUAUUGCGCAAUUUUCCAUCAAGUAAGUGACCUUGCUGGCUACAGAAUGAACUCCAAAUUCCUUGCACCGAACAAGACCAGUAUUUGAAGUUAUUUUUUCAUUUUACUACUAUUAUUUGCCGGUAAUUUACUCACUAAAAAUCAUUUUAUUACAAACUUAUAUUUCCAGGUUGGUAAUGUCUCGUGGUCAAUGGACCUUCAGAAACAGGCAGAGGACUGGGUCAAAUAUCUGGCUGAAAACGACAAGUUUGAUCAUAGCAAAAAGAAUCCCGGGAAUUUAUACCUGUCCCAUCCUAACGUUUACCCAGCGGAGUAUUGCAGUGAUGCUGUACAGUGGUUUCAUUGGGAGGAAAAGUAUUAUAAUUACAGUAGACCCGGUUACAGUAAAGCAGCGGGACAUUUUACAACGGUAUGUCACGAGCAUUACAAAUUUCGCAAAGACAACAGCUUAUAAAGAUUAUUGUAAUCCCGGAAGGGGGCGGGGGGGGAGGGAUGGUGGCACUCCGGAUUUCAAGUGGUGGGGAUGGUCAAAUGGGGGCAAAAAUAAAAACUCACAAAAAUCCCUAGGGCUUCCAACACAACCCCCCAAAAAUGCCUGGACCAAUAAUUAACCCCCCAAAAAUUCCAUGUCUAAUUUCUGAGCCUUAAAAAUUUCUGGGAUACGCGGGCACCACCGCGAAUCUUCAGAUUGUUUGAAUACCCAAAAAUAUUGCUACCUAAAUCAAACCAUCUAAACAAUACUAGCAAACUUUUCCUACCCCUAAAAACCUAAAAUCGAAAAUUUCAAACCCAAACCCCCCCCCCUCAACUGGGAUUGCAAUCAAACAAAGUUCAUACCGUCCGCGUGAGCGUAGUCUUGAAUAGGACUGUUGCUGACAGUGAAUGACGUUUCGACAACCUGUGUGGUAGUCAUCUUCAGAGCCAAAGUGAGUUGUAUCAUGUCACUACCACCGCGCAUGUUGUCGAAACACCAGUCACCGUUUUCUCUCUAGAUAAAGGAGAACUAUCGUGUGUUACAUAGGCGGAAUUUGGAAGCGAUUGGAGUAGUUGGAGCGAGUUUACGGCUGUUUUCCUUCGGUGGAUCAGUCGGCCCGCUUCGCUGAAGUGCCCAACUUGGUAAAUCCCUAUAUAGAGAGAAAACCGUUUACAUAAAACGGCCACAAAUCGGCCCGUUGACCACACACGAGAGACGUAACACACAUUUUAAGUAAGGUAAGCUGUUUUUUAUUGAAAUCCUUUCACUUUCAUAGGUUACAGAAAAGAUAGGUUUUUUCCCAUACAAAUCCUUAUAUUUCGAAUGUUUCGCAACAAUGCCGAUGUUCGCCGAUGCUCAUAUUUUGAGCUUGGGCUACCUGUGGUCCUAUUCAGGACUACGCACACCCGGAAAAUCAUGCUUCACCUACUUAUGACAUGACGUCUGGGUUUAAUCCUUUCACAAUCAAGCAAAGUUUCAGUGCCUUUUUCUCCUUCAUCUUUUUAGGUAGUCUGGAGGAACUCAAAAGAAAUUGGAGCUGCUUGGGCAAUACGAAAAGACAAGAGACUUGUUAUUUCAAUUAAAUACCACCCUGGGGGCAACUACAUUGGCUACUUUGCAAAUAAUGUCUUCCGACCCAUCGCGACCAGACUCGGUCCAGAGUGGCCGCAUCAGCCACCCGGGUUCGCAAGAUGCCCUGCAAAGUUCGUUAUACCGACAACAACAGCAGGACCAAUCACUUUACCAAGUAUGUGUAAUGCGUUACAAGUGAACAAUGUGCUUUCAAACACUCCCCGUUAUCCUCAGCAAAUUUUCAUGGCUCAACGGUUGUUGUAUUGACCAUCCAUCCAUCUUCAUCUAAGCCGGUGGCGUCUGAUUAGACUAGACUCAGAACGUCGGAUGUUCUGCUUUCGUCCAGAAAUGCACAUAAUUCGGACCUUAGGUACUUCAUACUACCUGCAAUGAUAACUUCAUGUUUGACAGAAUUCCUUGGGUUGAGGUUAGGAUUAGGGCUACUGAACACUUCUUGGCGUCAAUCAUAAAGAUUAAGUAUCUCAUUAGAGCCCAUUACUGGACAUAACAGGAUGGACUGAUCAAUUGAUUUUAAAUUUGAAAACCUUGUUGUCCACCCUUAAUCUCAAUAUAAGGCAAGACUCAGAGUCUAGUGGCGGAUCCAGACAUUAAGAUGGGAGGGGGGAGAGGGGGGGGGGGCGGUCAUCCAGACCCUGAGAUGAUAAGGGUCUAAAAAUAAGGGGGGGCGGGUCCCCUGGGUUUCUCCCCUAGAUUCGCCACUGAGACUUUACUCUUUAAUCCAGGGGAUCAUAAGGGACUUGUUUCAUUUUUCAUCUACUGCGUUAUUUUGCUUAAUUUCACAGCUCCAAGCACAAUACCGUUUAAAGACCAAUGCCUUUCCUGGCACAAUUAUUUCCGUACCCUUCACCAGGUAAAUUAUUAUGGACUGCUAGGCUGGGAAAGGGAAAGGGAAGGGGAAUGGGGAAAUUGGGCUUGAGUCUAAAUCCCCAUCUCCCCCUCUCUGAAGCGCGCCUGUAAUGAGGGCGAGAUAGAGGCGCUAACUUAUUCCGUCCUUAUUUUGUAACAAGAGGGCGCUGGUCAAUUUCCCCAAAUUUCCCCGCUUCCCUGAAAAAUGCCUGUCUAGCCUGCGAGCAAGCUCUCCAUUUGUGGCGUUCGCGAGAGUCAUCAUCUUGCGUCUAACAGUUCGAAGGAUUUAGUUCACUCUCAUCACUUCAUAUUGGAUCAACAUUUGACAAUCUUUAUGGCUAAAUGAUAAUCUUCAUCUCCGGUCGUUCUGGGACGCUCCAGCCGUCUCUCAAAACCGAAAAGAGACCCAGGAUUUAAAUACAUGCACUUUUGAAUAUGCCAGCUUGAUCGUGAAAUGGCCACUGCAGAAGUCCCUCCCAUGCCUCGACCAUUGCCACAAGGAUCCAGUCAGGAGCACCGGGCGACGUUUUUCUGUAAAACAACUGUUCGAAGGAGCAAAUAUUGCCUAGAAAUUUCUAAAGCUUGAGAAAAGCUAAAAAUUUCUGGAUAACCGUUCCAAACGUCUAAAAUAUUCGGAGGUUUUCUAAUGGCUUAACUACGAUUUUCGGAGGUUGUGUUAUUCACAUUUUAAUACCAAGAUAUUACGAUUAUAGUUAAAAAAGGUCUCCUAAAAAUUUCGGUCCAAUUUCGUCCCCCAUAAUUUUCUAAUGAAAGCAAGGCUACUUCAUGUCCUCAAACCUUCGACUGGACCCAUAACGGUAGCUAACACUUUCGGAUGAGACGAAAAAGGCACCUAAGACUUUCGUGACAACCAAAGUUCCCCUAAGACAUCCGAACAGAUGAAUCGUAUUAGGAAAACUCCAAAUUAACCAAACAGGCUUCUAAAGCACAGAGAAAAACUUGAAACAUUCGGUCGUUGUGUGCCCCUGAUCUAGUGCCGUUUUCUCGCGGCUCGUUUCGCCGUCGCCUUAAUGGACCAUAAUUGGAGAGUUUGCUCGCAGGCCAAUGCCUGUCAGGAGGGCGAGAUAGAAGUGCUAACUUACCUCAUCCUUGUCUAUGAGCAAUAUGACAUUUGUAAAUACCGGGAUGGAGGUUCCCUUUACGCAGAUUAGAUAAAUAUAAAUAUGUUAAAGAAGCGCCAACUUAUUAGUAGUAAUGGGAAAAUUGCAUAGAUACUGUCUAUAAAGAUUUGAGCAUGUCACUAGUGAAAAUUAAAUAUUCAUCAGAGAGUCUAAAGCGGGAAAACUUUGACAAAAAAUGUUUCUUCCCAAUCAGACAAAUUUAAGUACAAAUGUUCAUAACCGAUUUACCGGUUAAAGAACUAUGAGUGCCUUUUUAUGCAAAAUCACAUAUAUAAUGAUUGAUUAUUUCAUAAAGAUGAAGGCGAGAUGCGGUUAUUAAAACUGUUUUUCAUCUGCCACAAGGUUCCCUAUGUUACGUGGUCAAAAAAGCUACAAAAGGAGGCUGAGGACUGGUUGAAAAAUGUGAAAAAUAGCGCGAUUGAACAAAUAAGCGAUUAUCCUGGAAACCUAUAUUUGUCACCGUUUGAAACAUACCCUGAGGAGUACUGCAGUACCGCCACAUGGUGGUUCCAUUACGAGGAACAGUAUUAUAAUUACAGCAAUCCAGGCUUCGUUAAGAAAGCAGAAAAAUUUACUCAGGUGGGUCCGGUAUAUUUUAUAGAUGCUUGAAAGUUGGGUGUGGAGGAGAGUACAUUCUUCCAGUCUAAUUCGUUUUCUUUCAGCUGAGUGAAUGAUGAAUUCUUGAAAGGUGUUUCUAAUUUUCUAGUCGGUGGACCACAUCCUAUGGUUCUGAUGUGGUGUAACCAUUCAAAUAAAACAAUAAAACCUCUUUGGUAUUACUUUUCAAAUACCGCUUUUAGUCUUUCAGCAAUUUACAACAUUCAGUUUAGAAAAUGGCGUGAAUUUUGAGUUUGGCCACUUUUGAAGGUGAAAGGGUUAAUACUAUUCCCAGGGGCACAGACCAAAUCUUAGUCCCAGUCACUCAAAUUAAAAACCGUUUUUUCAGUCCCUUCAGAACUCUUAUUUAUGCACAGUCAUUUAUCUUAAAAGAGUUCCAGCCUAUGAAAUUUAUACCGUACAUAAAUUGGGUGACUGGUUUGUUGACGACAUUGACCUGGGUUUUGCCUGCGAGCAGGUUUUAUAGAAGCAGCGCUUUGUGUGGGCGGUGAAGCACUGCUUCUGACAAUCCCUUAUUUUUUUUAUUUUGUCUUAGCUUAUUUGGAAAAACUCAACACAAAUUGGAGCUGCUUCGACCCGGCUUAAAGACAAGAGACUUGCUAUUCUUAUCAAAUACAACCCCGAGGGUAACAUUGCUGGUUACUUUGGUAGGAACGUUUUCCGACCUACUGCGAGAAAAUUCAGUCCGGAAUGGGGGCGUGUUCCCCCCGAGUUUACAUGGUGUCCAGCGGAUGCCGUUCCCAAAGUGCCGACUACGUCAUCACCUUCAACAAUGCCUAACGUGAGAGCGGCCGCGACAAAAGCAGUGUCCCUUGUUAAGCUAUUUCUUGGAGCUUUUAUCUUAGUAUCGUCAAUCUUAUAACCUUCAUAUCUCACACAUUUAUUGCUAAUCCCAUCUAAAGGUUCUGUAGUAAAAGGGCAGCUACGUCGAAAGGCUUCCAGCUAUAUCUUGUGUAGACGCUAAAAAUCAUAGCCACUUAGUAGUAUUUUCUUUUAAAUAUAGAAAUUUUCAUUGAUUAGUAUAGCUAGUCAACGGUCAAUUCCAUAUCCAGAAACAAAGGAAAAUAAUAUAUUUUUUGAAAAACCGACUGACAAAAACUAUCCAUUUCAAAAGUGAUUAGCCCUAGGGUGUGGUCACUGUUGUUUAAAUAAUUUUUGUUAUAAUCGGCUGUAACGGUCACUUUUAAAUUUAUUUGGUCUAGUGUACGUUAGUUGAUAUAAAAAAGUCCUCAAUGUUAUCACUGCUGUUUGUGUUUUGUUUUUGAUUAACAACCAUGUCCAAGGAGCAAAAUUCUUAUUUGCUUUUGUCUACGCCAUGUUUUACUUCGCUUGGAAAACGGAAGGGGAGGAGAAGCUCUGGGUAAGAGGUUGGAGCUCUUAAGAAAAAGAUAUUAAAAAGUGUACUCCAGGUACUUAACCUCGCCCCCAAUACUUUUCCUAUAGAAAAACGGAAAAGCUCUGGGGACGAGGUUGUCAAGUACCCUUUUCUUGAUCACUAUUAUUAUUUUCGUGAUAUGUUUACUCUUGCAAGCCAGAUACAUUUGCAUGAUACAAAAAAUUCCAGCGCUUUUUUAUAUACCUCAUUGUCGAACUAAUUUUCGAAAAUUCUCAAUUCGGUUUCAAGGUCCUAAGUUUUUUUAACGCGCUAAGUCGUGAAAUUCAAAACAGUGAAAGUAUCAGUUUGUUUGGCAAAAGAAGAUCCCUUCUUUCUUAGUGAAAUAUACUCGUUGUUGAGCUACACACCUUUUCUUUUUCUUUAUUUUUAAAAAUUAAUCCAUUUUUCAUUCAGUACACUUAACUCACAUGGUUUACCCUAUAGUUCCAGGAAGCCUAUAGUGUAUAAGUCCCCGGCUUCUAUGUAGGUUUCCUUGUCAUUACCACCAGAGGGUACUAAUGGGGGUACCCAAUUCUCAGUUAACUACUAAUUUUUUGGCCAAAUAGCAGUUCUUUCACUUUCCUACACUGAGCGAAUAUUAUUCCGUUAUAACCCCAAUGUCAUUUUACUUCAGCACGUCAAUCACUUUUGGGGGUAGGCCCUACUAAAAUCAAGGUAUAAAUUUACAUGAAUUCACAUAAACUCCGCCAUUAGUACAAUUUAUAGGUAACUGAAAAUAUAGAAAAGAUUUUGAUUAUCGAACCGUAGUAGUAAAAAUAGGUAAGCGAUAGCUGUUAAGACUCACUGAUUAACCGAUUUUUGCUGUAAGUACAAUUUAGAAUUAGUCAUAUAAUCAUCAAUAUGACACCAGCCUCAGAGAUCCAGACGCACCUGUUAUGAUCUCGUCCUUAUCUUCCCUACCCGGUCAUGCAUGUCCUGCCAUAAACUACUUCUUCGUCACUUGCAUGAUCUGAAUCAGUCUCGUACUUAUCUGGUUGCUCUAUGUCCCGUAUCUUGUUUGUUGGGAAACAAUAUCAAUGCCAAAAUAUAGUCUUAAAUAACAAAACUGGACCAGUUUUUUUUGGAAUUCACUUGAUGCGAAAAAACGUUGUAGUUCUUUAAGAAGAUAGCAAAUAACAUGACAUAGUCCCGUGAUGCUGUGGUGUAGACCCGCUUUAUCUUGAGUUGAAUCGCUUCAAUAGUUUGUUGUCAAACAGGUUGAAAGUUCUCUAUCCAGUAACUCAUCACAACUUCUCUUCAUUUGUCACUGUUUGCACAAAUGGGAGAGACAUAUAGUUGAGAGUGCUGACAAAGGCAUGAAAGUAUUUUGAGACACGGGGCAACCCGACUUUUCGAGAAUGAAGUCCACCUCGAAUUCGUAGUUCUUUUAAGCGAUUCCUUUACGGUGGUUCCAAAGUCUUGGGCGUAGUACAAAGCACUAAUUGAAUGUUUUGUGUUGAAGUGAGAAACCACAUGCAGGUUUUCCAUCUGCGUUGUCAGAAUUUUUUCGUACCACGAUACCUUUUACCUUUUUCGCAGACGUACCUUUUUCGCGUAUUUCAAAAGCGUCAUAAAGAUAUCCAGAUAGAGAUAGCUGUAGUGUUAUCAAGGGCACUCUUGACAAGGGAGUCGCAUAGGUUGCUAUAACGGCGAUACACAUAUAAAAUGCGUAGGGGCUGAAAGAUUGCUGCUGUUUCACGGUCACUCGUACCAAGUGCAGGUUUCUUGUGAUGAUUUUCUUGACCAACGCGUUGGUAGGGUGGUUUGUCAACACCAGAGGGAUGGUACCUGGUUCCCGUCUGGCUCUGAAAUGAGCGCUGUACGGAAGUGGCCAUAACUCGAUCGAGGGCUUGACUAAUCAUGAAUCCGUUGCGAGUAGCCACGGCGUCUGGGAAAAAAACAUGCCUUGGCUGUUUUCUUUAAAAUUUGUCUUGUUGCUGCAGAUGCGCCGUAAGCGGAAAAACUGACUGUAGGGGAUAGUUUCCUAAAGACGAGUGGGGUGCAAGGAAGCAUAAUUAAGGUAAGAAUGAGUUUCAGUUGCAUUGCAAUGUAUGCUUGUAACAAGACGAUCAGUUGUUGGCUCAAAACGAGGUCGUGAAAAGGUAGCUGCUCAUCAGAGAUGGAAAAAGUAAACUUUAGACUGGGAUCAAAACCAUCCUCAAAGGUAACAAAAUCUUCGAUCUCUUGUCUACUACCAGCGAAGGCUCAGGCAAUGUCGUCGAUAUAUACCGCUUGUGCAGACCGGGUGUUCGUCUUGUCUACUGAUCAAAGAUUUGUUCCUCGAUGUGACGGCCAUAAACAGGCACACAUAGCUGGGCCUAAGUCGACUCCGCAUAGCGACUCCUCCGAUUUGGCUGUAAUAGCGGAGCACCGUGGGUAAGAAAACUUGGUUAUCUAUGCAUCCAAGAAAUUUUGGUCCUGAGAAAAUCGUCCGUACGCGUCCGUACUUACGUCCACCCAUUCACGUAAGCCUGGGUGAAAUUUUGCAUUUCAAGUACGCGCGCGUUUCGGCUGUAAAUCGCAUAGCCACCCGGAAUUUUAGAGAUAAAAAAAAAACAACAACAAUAACAACGCCGAUUCUUUCUUUCGACUUAAUUUUAAUAUCUACAUUGACGCGGAUAACAGAGAAAGAGCUAGAGAUAAAAAAACAGAGGAGACCAAUUUCUUUGGAAGAAUAACUUGAAAAUGUUAUAUCGGCGGUGAGAGAAUUAGAAGUGCUAGCGGCCUCCAAGGUGGAAAUGGGUGGCCACGAAAAAAAAAGUGAACAGGAACACAUACAAAAUUUCCUCCAUAAAACGUGUAACUAGGAAGUUUCUGAAAGUUUCACGUUGUAGUCGUGCAAAAUAACUGCAAAGAAAUGUACAGCAAAAGUGUGCUGCACGUGCAAAGUUUUUUUUUUGUGCUAAUUAGAACCAUGUACUGAUUUUUUUGGCUCUUUUUUUCUUGCCGUUGCUACUUAGCAUUACACGAUUUUAUAUUUUGUUCCAUUCAACUAUACUGUGAGAUGAUAACAAGAGCUUCGCUUUUAGCCCUCGCUUAAUCUAUGUCUUACUUUCAAUUGAAAGAGAAAGUAUUGAAUAUAAUAGACCAUUUUACAGUUGUGGAUUUAGGGCCUGUUUACAUGGAGUUGGGGACCCCGGUCUAGUGGGGUUGGUUUCUUUUGUUUUCACGCUCUAGGGGAAACAAAACAAAAGAAACUUACCCCACUAGACCGGGGUCCUUGUAAACAGGGUCUUAGCACCCUUGCCUUCGAGUGAAUGCGAGGCUGACGAUGACCUUGUUUUGAUACAAACCUCCUUUGCUUUGUUAUGGAAAUUGUCCUUGAAAAACACUAGUUAGCAUAAAAAUAACUUGAUUUACAUAAUAAAGCACGAAGAUUUGUAUCAAAACAAGGUCAACUUCAGCCUCGCUUUUAUCCGUAACUGUAAAAUGGCCUUUUUAGAAGGAACUAACUCUGCGAGGCGAACAAGAGCGUGUAGGUGGUUGAAGAACAAGGAAAUGUGUUAGAGCCAAGAGGCCAUCUCUGUUAGGGAUGGUAGUGUACAGGGAUUUGAUAUCCAUGGUGAAAACAUAAUUAUGCUCCCCAAGGAAACGAACAGAUUCGGUGUUACGAAGCAUUUGUUUUGUAUCUUUCACAUAGCUGGGUAAAUUUUAGACCAGCGGGUUGGUGAUCGUGUCCUAAGUACGUGGCAAUUAGUUCUGUUGGGCAAUUACAUUCGGAGAUGAUAGGCCUGCCAGGAUUACAAGACGAGUGGAUUUUUGGCAGCCGAUAGAAUCUUGACGUGCGAGGAUUAUACACAGUGAGAUUCACUGCUGAUUCCGUUAGUUCACCUUUCAAGAUGGCCGCCUUACCCUGAUAACCAUGUUGUUAUGUCAGGGGCACCCAACGUCAAUUUUCGGAAAAUAUCUGUUCGGAAGACGAUUUGAGACCUAGAAUUUUCGGAACAUUUGUUGUAAAAUAUCUUGCUUGCCUGCCUCUCCUCGGAUUUUCGAACAUCUGAAAGAUGGUAUAAUUGCCCAUUUUUAACGGAUUUUUACCCUAAAAAGGUCACCUAGAAUUUUCGCGAGCCUUUCUUCCGGCAGAAAAUUUCGAAAAGAUAAGUUUUGAUCCCUAUAAUUUUCGGAUCACUAGACUUCCAGCUAGGAAAUCCGAACAGGGGAGGGGAUAAAAAUAUACUUUUAUCUACCGACUAAAAUACGUUUAACAAUGCUAUGUUUAAGUGGUUUUGAACUAUAUUCCCGUUGGGUGCCCCUGUUAUGUCUAUACUGUAGUCGCGUUGCUUUAAGUCCAGCUUGCUAACCUCUCUUAGGCACUUGUAGAUGUAAUAGUCUAAGGUCGAGAAGUUUCCGGUAGGUUGAGUCUUAGGCUUUAAAGAUUUCGAAGAUUUUAGAGUUUGUUGACGUCACAGUUAAACACACUUGGCGUUAACAAAGGCAACCCAAGCUCAGUAUGAGAGUUGGGUGUGAUACAAUUUUGCGUGCCGUCUUUCCUCGAAUAAUAGCGCUAUCCCUCGAUUAAUCGCCUCCCUCGAAUAAUCGCCCCCCUUCGACCCUCUUGCCAUCUUCUCUUCCUUUCAUCGCCUCUUUGUCAAGUUGAAGUGCAAUGUGAUCCAGCAGAACUGAUCAGUGACGAUUCAAGCUCUGAAAAUUAAUCAAGGAACUAAAGUUGAGCCCUGGGAUUUGAGCCCAUGUGCAGUUCAUUUGAUGUGAUUAUUUUUUUGCUUAAUGGAAAAGUAAUAAAUGAAAUCUAAUACUUAAGGCAUGACUUCCAGUGAGCAAUAUUUGAAAUAAUAGCCCCCCUCGAAUAAUCGCCUUACCUCGAAUAAUCUCCCCUUUUUGUGUGAAAAAAGAAAUAAUCGCCCCCGGCUAUUAUUCCGAGACGAGGAAAUACGGUAAUUAACAUAAGGAUUUAGAUGGGAAUCAAGCCAAUCUUAAAAGGAAACCUCUCGCUUUAUAAGCAUGGCGCCUUCUUGCUUCAUUUGUGAUAAUUUUUCUGAACCGAUGUGAUUUAGAAACACCGAAGCGCAAGAAGUUGCCAAGAUCGCAUCGGAUGAAAGAUAUUUAACAACUCUCCUCAGGUGCUGAGAUUGGGCUGCCUUUUUUUUAACGUCGUUCUUCUGCCGUUUUAAAAAGUCGUUCAAACCAGUUUUGGUUUCUCACAACAGCUAUUUAGUUGGACUGUAUUUAGUUUGAAUUUUGAAGCCAAGACGUGUUACUGUCAAGCUACAUUUUAAAAACUGGGCUUAGUAAGACGGAAGCGUUACGUUCGAAACGGGUCUUCAAAGUUUCAAAGUACCCCGGUCACGUAGCGUGACGACUGCAUCUUGAAUGCGGCACAAACAAAAAUAUGAUAUCGAUCAAUGAAUACUUAGGAAGUGAUAAUCCUUCAAUCUUGACACGUACUUGCCCUAAUCGCUUUGUCCAAAGAGAGUAUGACGUACACAGACGUUGCCGUUCGCAUUUGACGCACCCACAACAAUUACGAAAUUGGAAAUGAAGUUUACGAGUGCUGCGUAAUGUACCGGUUUUGAUAUUGGUAUAAAUGGAUAUGAGAAACUGCACAGGCGUUGGUUAAAUAUUAAUAUCAUUGAAAGCAUAUUUAAGGGUUUGAUAGACAUGGUCACAUGUUUAUUAGGUAAGUGAUCGCCUUAAAUCUCCUGAAUCGCAUCGCUCCUCAACUGCAUGUUCCAUUUCUCGCCUAGGAAAACCACUACAGAACACAGCUAUGAACGGCAUCGCGAGUAUCUCGAUUGCGUUUGUUGCUUUUUUGACAACUUGUAAAGGUAUGAUAAUCAUACGUAUAUAUUUGUUAAAUAUAUUCGCUAUUUAUAGACCUUUAUAAUUUCAGGCAAAUGUGUGUAGGUCAUUUAAUUUUACGUAUUUUAAAGCUAAAAUACAUUAGUCCAAAGCCACUAUAGCAAAUGACAGUUUUUUCCUAGGAAGCUAAUUAAGUGCUUGGUCUGUCAGUACCCAAUUAUUUUAGACUUUCGAUAUCGGACGAGAAUAGGGCAAUUUCACUUUUUAUAGAGGUAUUAGUCACGAGGUCAUUGGGAUAUCUACAAGGAUCUUGAACCUUUGAACGACCUGAAAUAGUUUUAAUUAUUAAAAAUGUUUGCGCGUCGGAAACGAAGAAAGCUCUUUCAGAGGCUUUUUGCUCUACAAACUGACCUACUCAUGGCUCCUGGCAAUGGCUAACUAACACAAAGAAAACCUUAUAACUUAAACAUUGGCAAUAACAUCUUUCUAAAAUGAUGCAUCUGAGGGUACAGUUGUUUCUUCCGCUCUUCGAACAGACAAAGCCGAAACGACGUUGUGAACAGUGCUCAAUAGCUAGUAAAUAAUUUCAGUCCGCCCAAAAACUAACAGCAAAAGGUUUCGUUUGCUCUUAAGAACCGCCAUUUUCACCCAUUGCUACCUCCACCCAUGAAACGAAGCUUUUAAGCUUUUCAUUAAUUUCAUAGAUUAAAAGAAAAUAAAUAUGGAGGCUUUCUACCAAUUUGUGUAAAAGCAUGCAUGCCUUGCGAAAAUGGGUACGGGGUGAAGUAGGUUUCGUCUACUUAGAAAUAAUUCAGUUAAAUAAUUGGAUAACCAAAUAAAAUCGCAGUAUUUAACAUUUUGUUUUCGUCGCAAAUCUUAGGAAACUAGAAAGAAAUAAGAAAAAUAACCGAAAGUGAAACAUUUUUCAUAUUUUACCAAGUUGGCAUAGAUGGGCUGUUCCUUGUGAGUGCCAACAUAUUUGCCGGCAUUUUUUGGACGGGCGCGUCGCCAAAGACGUAUAACUUCCUCUCUACUUCACGGCUCGGUUUGUCUUAUUACGAAUGCCCUCGCCCACGAGAACCUCAUCCGUAGAAUCAAAUUAUUUCUGACUGAUGGAAAGAAUAUACGUAGUGUUAUUAACAAUAAUAACAUUAACAAUAGUUAAUAAUUGGUAAUAAGAAUGCUAACGAUAACAAUGACGAUAAUAAUAUUGAUAACAAUAAUGUUGCAUUUCAACCUCGUUCCCAAGGUCCUCUCCGGCUACUUGUCCUCCCCUAGCGAGAGACUAGUAGGAAGGACCGUGGGAAGGACGAUGAUUGAAUUUCGGUGCAUUACACAAACAUUUCUCCGUUUCCAUAGGUUUUCCUAUAGUUAAACUUAUCAUUUACCCCUUGACUGAACGUUUCAACGGUCGUUCCACUGUACGCUAAUGCGUUUUCGUUCGGUAUCGCGAGUAUUUUUAUAAGUAUUAAAUGGCGUCGCUUGCGCCCAAGCGGAGGGUUUACAAAACGUUCUCGAUUUUAGCCAUAAUAGAGAAAGUAGUGCGCCCCACCUCAAACUUCUAGAUAUACUUAACAUACAUAACAUUUUUAAACUCAAAAUCUCCUUGCUAGCGCACAAAAUCUACCAAAAUGAAGCCAAUAUCCCUGAAGUGUUUCAAAACAACCUCGUAAAGGUGUCUGAUAUUCACUCACACAAUACCAGAAAUGCCUCACUCGUAACUUUUAUGUACCACGUGUAAGGUCAAAUUACGGCAAACACACAUUUAAGUUUGCCAUAACCAAAACUUGGGAAGAGAUUCCUAAUAAGAUAAAAACACUUACCUAACAUAAGUUCAAAAAACAGGGCAAGCCAAUUUUACAAUGUAGUUAACUUUCAAAGAAACAAUGUAUUACGACUGUUUCACAUAAAAUGACUCCCUUAACAUAAUCGUCCAUAGUUGCCAUGGCACCAAGCGCACAUUUUAUAUGUACUUCCACUCGUAAUAUAGGGGUGGUUAGCUCGAAAGCUAAGCUACUCUGAUCACCGUGCACUUCUGAUCUAUCCAAGCCAUUAACUUUCUUUUUUCCUUCUUCUUCUUUAUUAGUGUCUUCCUACCUUACUAUAUAUAAUGUAAAUAUUUUAUAAAAGUGUGAAUAAAAUUGAUCGAAUUGAAGUGAAUUGAGUUGUAGGAUUGAAUUGUGUCAAUUUACUUAGCAUUCUCAAUAGCUCUUUGCGAGACAAGAUAUUUCUAAAUUAAUUCAAACGAGUUGGAUAAGACCGGAAAAAAGAAAACGACCAAGUAAUAAAAUUAAAUAUCAUUAAUAUCUCCUGAUAAACAAGUGACAAGACGACCCGCCGAAGCUGAGCCGGUCGACUGUAAUUUCGGGCAAAAUUUAUUGUGUCCAAGGUUCAAAAAGCAAAAAUUAUAACUCAGUAUUGUGGGUGGAUUCUAUAGUUUUAAUGAAUAAACAGAUAGAGAGUUAAGUUGCAAAAUGUCCUUAUUCAGGAUGUUGCAAGUUGAUGUUGCUAUGUGGUGAAUGGCCUGCGAGCAGCAGGCUCACUGGUACAAUUUUGCAUGGGGAACAUUUUCGGCUGCGGAACCGCCAGCGAGAGCUGACGAAGCCGGGAAUAAGAAUGCGGAAUGGGCCGAGCUAUUCUUCUCGACGGCUAAUGCUUGCGGCUCGGUCGCUAAAAUUUUGUUCGAAAGCUCACAAGUAAGAUGCCUGCACACAGACGCCGGCUACAUUGUGAGGGAAAUAAAACACAAAAAUUUGGCUUAGCGAGAGCUAGAGACGUCAGCCUUUGAAUCUUUUCACGGUAUUAUUAACUUAUAAAGCCAAUUUUUUUAUCGGAUAUAAAUGACUUACAGUACUAAUUUUCAUUGCAGUUGCAGGUAAAAUGUCCUUUAAAAAUCAGUGUAUUUAUUGGCACAACUAUUUCCGCACACUCCAUCAGGUAAAUAGCUCUAGAUGUAAAUUCUAGCGCAGAUUGGGGAAUUGGACAAUAAUUACUCUGAAAAUUCAGAGAAAAGGCUUUUAUUUUUAAUUUCACGGAUCAUUUGUAUCUUGGGUUUGGAAAAAGGGAAUUCCUAGGUGUCAAUUUUGGAAUCUGGGGUUGAAGGGGUGGUUAAUCUCAUAAUUCAGUCCCUCUUCUUAUGUCAUUUAUAUUGAUCUAUCCUCCUUUUCCUUUCCUCUACUUAAUUUCUUCUCAGUUAUAAAUUACUUUUAUUUUCCUCUGCCCGUCUCAAUUAGCCAAGCUAUUUGCGAGCAGAGGAUGUUUGUGUGUACAUAUAUGUCAGUGAUUGAGCUAAUUUAAUUUGUAACUUAUGAAGAUCAGUAAACUUCAACUUUUAAUUUACGUAAUUUAAUUUGUAACUUAUGAAGAUCAAUAAACUUGAACAAUUGAACUUCAACUUCUUCAACUUCACUGGUUCUAAAUGUGAGGGAGAUAAUCUCAUGAUUUUUGCGUUCUAGAAGUGAGCCUACACCCCAAUAGCCUCCCACGCAGGCGUUUUUAGGGAAGCUCGUACAGGCGUUUGUAGGGAGGGAAGAAAUACGAACUCCCCUAAAAUCGCCUGCGUGGGAGGCUAACACCCCAACCGGAAAAAAAGGCGACACUGUCCAACCUCUAUGUGCGACCACCUCUCAAUCUUGACCACCUCCAAUAAACGACUAUCUGCCCAAAACACUCAAAUGUUCCUAGUUAAGUAAUUACAGUAGGAGACCUCUCUUAAAUUAACGACCCUCCGACCACGCAACUCCCACUUGAGGGUAACAGUUCUCUAAAGCAACAUUACAUGACCUUCAUUGGGAAAAAACACUCAAAAUAAAGAGGUAUAUUUUGUCUAUUUUCUAUUUUAAAGAGUUAAAUUUUUGUUUCUUCAGGUCCCCAAUGUCACUUGGUCGAAAAGUCUUCAGAAAGAAGCAGAGGAUUGGGUCAAAUAUCUAGCAGAAAACAACAAGUUUCAUCAUAGCGAAAAGAAUCCUGGUAAUUUAUACCUGUCCCAUCCUAACGAUUACCCAGCGGAGUAUUGUAGUGACGCUAUACAAUGGUUCCAUUGGGAGGAAAAGUAUUAUAAUUACGACAGACCCGGUUAUAAUCAAGCAGCGGGACAUUUCACUACGGUAUGAACAAUAUAUUUGGUGUUGGAAUAAACAUUGACUGAAAUAGUUUGAUAAAUAAAUGAGUUAUUAUUUUUUCAAAAAUUUUCCCUUUUUUGACUGUUUCAAAUCUGUGGUGAAUUUUGGGAUCGCACUCGGCGCAAGAUUUAAAGCUUGUUCAGCUCAUGAGGGAUACUGUUGUAUUCAUUCAGCAGUCACAUACGUAACGCCCAGCACUUCAGUGAUAAUAGAGGCAGAAUAGUACGGUGUGGAUUACUGUCGUGCGAUUACUCUAGUGCUGCUCGUACCUCCAGUCUAGCAGACUACUCGUACUUCAUGCCUCGGUUUAAAUUUAAAGUGAAAUUAAUACUUUUUUGUCACUUUCAGCAUUCUUUGUUUUAUUUGUUUUUUAUUUUCAGGUGGUUUGGAGAAAUUCCAAAGAAAUUGGGGCAGCGUGGGCCAUUCGCAAAGACAAGAGACUUGUUGUUUCUAUCAAAUACAACCCAGGAGGCAACUAUGUCGGUUACUUCGGUAAAAACGUUUUUCCACCCAUUGCUCGCACUCUAGGUUCUCAAUGGCCUUACACUCCACCCAAGUUUACAUGGUGCCCAGUACAAGUACGACCAACAACGGAUUCCACGGAUCCUAAUGUGGUGCCUGCAGCUGGAAAAGCGAUGAUCUGUAGUCUUUACUUGGUUAUUGCGUCUUUAAUCUUUGCUGAUUUAAUGUUAUGAACUGAUUUGAUCAUGAUUUAAGCCUUUCACUGCCAGAGUGUUUGAUAGGGUUUUGUAAGCUGCCGACUCUCACUUUUGAGCCUGUGUACCAAAUCCUAUGAUGUGACCACUUAAAUGAAAGCUCUCUGCCUGUACUUUCACAUGAUGCUAUUUGUUUCUCAAAAUUUUAGAAAAUAAAAUUUGGAACUUUGGUCGAAAUUUGCCUUUGGCGACAUUUGGCUGUGAAAGGCAUUUGGCUGUGAAAGGGUUAAACGCGAGUCAGUGAAAGCAAGUAGAUAUCAAGCGUUGUUAUCCCUACCUACACACAAAUUCUCGAGACUGAUCUCCAUACAUUUCCUAAAGAAUGAGUUGGGAUAAUUUGAUGAAAGAUCAAAGCAUUAUUCCUCAGAUGUCCUCUAAACCUUUUUUUCUUGAUUAUGUAUUGAUAUUGUUAUUAUUAUUGGAUGAUGACUACUUCAAUUAACUAACAGCUAUAACAACUAUUUAUUGAUGUAUAACUACUUUUAGUAAAAUCCAAGUAGCUAGUGGUCUAUUAUCAAUGCUGCGUUCUGAUUGGUUUAGCUACUACUAGGCUAUAUGUUAUAGCCCACUACUAGCGAAAAGCGCGCGCUUUUUGGCGACUAAGAGCCCAUUCGGGCUCGAGGAAUAAUUGUUAAGUAUAAUAACCAUUUAGCAAUCAAGUAAGAACGUCUAACCUGGUCAAAACGGAUGCACGCUUUGUCUGAUUUGAUCAACGAAUACUUAAUAGACGAAUUAUUAAUUAAUAUCUUAUAGCUGCUUUAUCCCAAACAUCUGGUUGUCGAGAGGGUUUGGAAACAGUGCAGUAGGGGGUACCUCAUAGAAGAACACCCCAACUGUCUGGCCUCUUGCAUUGAGUGUAGUGUUUUUCAUUUCGCAUACUUCAUAACCGCCUACUUUGGUGAAAAUAAGUAAUAGUUAACUGUUAAUUAAACAGUUGAUUAACCCGCUAGAGACAUGUGCAUGGAUAUAUUUAAGUGCCACUGCUGUACACGCUAGUGGGAGCAAAGAAAGUCUAAAGCUUACGGGAUAUUGUGAAUAGCUGAACAGAAUAGUCAAACCGCAGAAUUGUAAGUAGAAAGUAGAAUGUCAUUAUGGAGAUUUAAAUUUUCGUUAGUUAGCAUUUGUCUAUAAGAAAAAUUACAUAUUUAAUGCCACAUCCUUUUAAAGUUUAACCAGUCAUAUUAAGAUAAAUAAAAUUCAUUACUGAUCACAAGAACUAGCGAUGGACUUUGCUUUUUGCUGGGAUGCUACAAUUUGUUGUAGCUACUUAUCCUUCAAUACGGUGUAAUUUUUUUGUUUGAAACUCUUUGGACUAAAGAUUGAAAUUCAACUACUACUUACAUCAAUGGUAUUCAAACAUGCGCCUAACUGAAAUUCAAAAGUGUGCCAUAUAUUUUAAUUGCCAUAACAUGGUCUAGGUGAGAAGGUGUUAAAAAAAGGUAAGCAAUACUAGUACAUGGCAGGCAGGGUCGCGCAUGGCCGGUACUUGAAGCUAGAUGACAUAUGUCAUCCGUGUCUGAUAGAAACAACUUUUGUUUGGAACUAUUUCAAGUCAACGUGUCGUGCUCACCAUCUAAGUUCAGACUCGUGCCCAAAGAGAAGAUUGGGGUUCAGUUGAGGCGCCAACCUAAACCCAAUCUUUUCACUCGAUCCAUUCAGCCAACAAACUCAUAAAUAGCGACUAGGUACUCUCUCCGCCGUAAAGGCCUCUUUGUAUUGUAGAGAGGGCUGGAGAGGGGGAAACAGAAAGCGCGCGGGGGAUGAUGGGAAGGGGAAAGAGAAGAAGAAGCAAAAAUUGAAUGCAUUAUAUGGCAGAGGAUCCCGCCUUUUGCCUCUUCCCAUCGUCCCCCGCGCGCUUUCUGCUUUUCGAUUAUUGCUGUUUUUAUUGGAAUACCCAGCGGGAGCCUGGUCUAUGAGCUAAAGUUGAAUGCCUCUGUGUUUGUCAUAACUGUGACGAAUAUGUAUUUUUAAAGGUAAAUUUAAUAAUUAUGCUUCCUAGGUUAAAAGAAAACUAUUUGAGCGAUUGAAAAUUCUCUUCGUCGCCUAAUAACAAAUUAGUUUUUAUAUACCUGUAAACUUUAUUACGUCUGUACACUCCCUCAUUCUUAGCCCGGAAAAAAUGAGCUCCCAACUUGUUACAUUAGCUGUGUGUAUACUAAAGCCAAAGUCAACAAACAAACUUGAAAGAAACUAACAAAACGUAAUUAAAUCGGUACUUUUACAAACAUUUAUAAGCUUUUGAAAUGUCAGAUAAAAAACAAGUCUGAAAGCUAUGAGUGCUUUUACCCAUGACGUUCCACACAUCAUGCUGAGGAAAUAUGUCUACAACUGACAAAAAUCACCAAGUGAUUAUGUUUAGAAGCCUUGAUUUUUUAGGUUGUCUGUUGCUGCUAAGUAUGACUGUUCAGAAAGCAGGUUAGUGUAUUCUAGAAGUAGGGAAACUUAAACUCUGUACAUGCGCAAGAUUGACUCAGACAAAACCACUGUUUUCGUUUAUACUCAUAGAACUCAAAUGAAAUUAGCCGCUGGAAGGCUGUAUUUUUUUCCACCUCUCUUUGCAAAUUGCAGUACACGUUACCAGGAGCCCAUUGGUUCCUGACGUUACCCAGAAACUGGAGAUAGAACAUCACUUUGCAGGUCUUAAUGAACGAAAAUGAAACACUGUAACAAUGUGGGAAUUCGAAAUCGGAAAGAAGUGAAAGUACGCCAAAUUACUGAAAUUCAAUGUUAAACACUGAAAUAUUUUUUGGGAGAAAUUCGUGCACAGAGUCGGCCUUAUUCGAUUAAUUUGCCAAGUUGUAUGGAAACCUAAAAUACAGGAGGGUUUUGCCGACUGGUUAGCUGACACAGAUUACAUAACUGUCCAUUUGAGAUGCAAGUACGAUUUGGGACAGCUAAUGAAAACUGGUAAUUAAAAUCAAUUGUUGAACUGAUCAUGAAGAUCGAUUCUAAUGUCUCAGCGGUUAAAUUAAUUACAAAAAGGGAUUUAAAGGCAACAGAAGAAGGAGAUAAAUGUCCCAAGAAGAGUAAACAAGCUUAUCAUAUCUGCGAUUAAUUGACAUUUAUAUAUCUUUUUUGCUCGACGUUUUUAAUAGUCCCUGAGUUCGUUUAAGUUACAACAUAUUUUUAAAUUACAUAUUGUCUACGAAAAAGACGCUUAGUGAUUGUUUCUUUUAAAAUAACAAUACUAGAUUCCUCUGUUGCCAGAAUAACCUGAAGCACUCCUCAUUGUUUGUCAGUCCAAUUCAAACAAGCAAAUUGGCGCAAUUUUCGAUUAAGUGUUCUGUCCAUCUAAUAGCAGCAAUCCAAAUAUCAUAGCUGACCAAAUUAUUAAAUUUAGGCUCUCUGAAAAGGUUUUGUCAAACGAUAUACUGCUACUUACCAACUCAUUGACUGAUUGUUCUACGUUCUAAAUAUCAUUUGAGAAUGUAAAAAAACUAAUUCCCCUUGUGAAACACAGAAAUUAAGUCAAUUUCGUCGAAUUGAGCAUUUCGGCAAAUGUCAAUGCGUUUACAAUGCUCUUUAAUGUUGGACGACUCUGCUGAUUUUAUUGGCAGGUUGUUCUUUGCCAUGUAAACAGCCUUCGCUUAUCUGGCAUAACCACUUCAGGAGAAUCCAUCAGGUAAUUUACUUCUAACUUUCAACUCUCUUUCCUUCACGUACGAAAAACUGCCCGAGGCCUCCCGGCCGGGUUUUUGGGCAAGAUGUUAUAAAACCGCCCGCUCCCGUAACCAAUCAGAUCGCAUGAUUUGGAGAAUCCCGCCCGGUCGCAAACUUAGGAAAAAACAAAAUAGAAUAAAAUGCAAAGAUAUCAAAACUACUCAAGAUACCAAUCAAAUAUUUGCAAUGAAUAACAAUAACAAUAAUGGUUCAGUCGGUCACAAAAUUUUGAGCUUCGUGUGCUUCAAAAAGUGCAUCGAUCUAAGAUAAAACCAACAAACAUGAAACUACGUCAUCGUGUUUGUAAUAAAUAAGAGUUCAUAGCAGCUACACGGACGAACACUCCUCGCCAUUUUCUUCUCUUUCUUAAUUUAAGGAUGAAAUGACCCAGGAACUGGAAAUUUGUGCCGAUCUCCUUCCCAUCGAUGUGCAUCACAUGGUUUGGGUUUUGUAUGGUUAUCAAAGGAUUAACCUCUGAAGCCCUAAUAUCCAAAUACAAAUUCUCCAGACUGAUCUCUAUACAUUUCCUUAAAGAAUACGUUGAGAGAAUUUGGUUUAAGAUCAAAGCUUUUCCCAUCAGAUGAUCAUUUCAUUAAUUCUCACAACAUUUUCUCUAGAUUAUAUAAUGAUAUUGUUAGAAGAAAAUUGGCUUUGGUCACUCUUACGGCUCAAAGGUUUAAGGGAUUGCACGACCGAAUAUAUGCCCCAACUCUUUUUCCGUAUUCGAAACACACCAGAGAUAUUACUAUUGAUGAAUCUUGCUUGUUUUAAUCGACUAGUUCAAUAUUGAAUAAUUCAGCAGAUAAAUUUGAAUAGAAUAAUGAUAAUAGGGAAAAAAUUGAACUUAUGGAAAUAACACCGUUUCUUGUCUUCGUAGGAUAAUUAUUUCUUUUAAUGCCAAAAAACAUCCUCACUACCUUGUACAUUGAAUUUAGUGACAUUUUGUUUGGAGUAAGAACAAGAAGAUCACUAAUAGCAAAUAGUUAAAGAAGCUUGAAAAAAGAAACAAACAGAAAAAAGCUUUGACUUGAGAGAAAGAGAGAGAGUGUGUCCCAGUCCCUCUCGUACCUGCCAAACGAGUUGCUUCAAAGCAGUAACCAGUGUAGGAUGCAGAUCGAUCAACCUAAUGGUAGACGGUUUCUUUAGACCAAGCAGUGGUCCACUAAUAAUCUAAGGCAGCCAUACCGACAAAACUUACAGCAAAGAAUGAAGUAAAAGCGACAGAACUUUUAUACCUUAUCUCCUGAAAUGCAGAUACUGAGUUUUCCUUCAUAGGUUGCUAACGUAACUUGGUCACAUGAUCUCUGGAAGAAAGCCAACGCGUGGGCAGAUUACUUGGCCAGACACAACAAAUUCGAACACGAUGGGAAAGAUCCUGGAAAUUUGUUCUUAAGUCCUGGAAGGCCUGCCAAACCUUGUGAACAAGCAGUAAAAUUGUUCUACCAAGAGGAGAAAAAUUAUGAUUAUAGUAAGCCACGGUAUUACCCAAAAGCUGCACAUUUCACCCAGGUAAAAACUUCGGAUUAAUUUAGGUUUCUAGGAAACUGCCCACCUACCCCUCCCCUAAGCCAUCAUUUUGGCCAAAGUGAGAAGUAAGUGUUAAUGUUGACUCAGGGGAGGGGUAGGUGGGCAGUUUCUCAGAAACCUAAAUUGAUCCACAGCAAAUAUGGUCAAGACUACCCUGAUUUGAGAUUAAAAAUCAGGUCAGUUAUGAAAAAUGGCAGCAGCAAAUGGUAGAGAUAGCCAUGCAAUUGUCGAUUCAUGUGAGAACGAUGAUAUUGUUAAGUUCCUGGAUCUCUUCUUGAUGUUUAACGACUAACGACAAACGGUAAGCUAGGGUUGCGGGAAAAGAGGUGACGCGGUCAUCUCGCACUUGCAGUUACAAACGUGAUUCUUAAACUCUCCAUUAUUUUCCUCCUUACGUUACGCCUGUCACUUGCAUCUCGCAUGAAACGUGUUUUGUGACGUGUCCUGCAUUCAAAUUUUUAUAUCGAGGUUUAAUAUUGUUGUCAACAAGCUCGUAACUUUAUGGCUUUAGCAGGGAUGGGCCAUUUUGGCGACUUUCACCACCUCAGCCGUCUUAUCUCCAUGGAACUUGAUCAGUGCUUGGAGACAAAUUAAUGAAUGUUUAGCCCAAUUUUAUAACUCUUUCCUUGCCUUUUUUAGCUCGUCUGGAAAAACACAAAGCAAAUCGGCGCAGCCAGCAAACGUAGAAAAGACGGCAAAACUGUGGUGGUAGUAAAAUAUUUCCCGCCCGGAAACGUUGGAGGUUAUUUUUCCAGAAAUGUGUUUCCUCCGAAAGAGCCCAUCUUGACAACCUCCGUUAUACAUUGCAUAACGGCAACCACCCAGGAGGGUCGCCCACUCCCUUCUGUAACCACCUCUGCUUCUAACGUCAGCACUGUCACAACAGAUUGUAACCAAGUUGUCACCAAACCAAACGUUGUUAGGGCAGGUGUUUCUGCUGUACUAGAAUCACAGAGAUUGGCCACGUUUGUUGUCCAGUGGGUGCUUUUUGUUUACCUAAUAUCUUAA